Oreochromis aureus is the source of this 2839-nucleotide messenger RNA. RefSeq names its product neurofilament medium polypeptide-like. The transcript is spliced from 5 exons. Gene Ontology annotation, cellular component: lysosomal membrane; trans-Golgi network membrane. Gene Ontology annotation, biological process: regulated exocytosis. The record is from RefSeq and is a predicted model, not a curated record. Bases 244 to 1569 code for a protein of 441 amino acids. Lineage: Eukaryota; Metazoa; Chordata; Actinopteri; Cichliformes; Cichlidae.
UGCACUGUUUCCGUUUCCCUGUUUAAACAGGGGAAGAGCACCUGGCCUCACCUGUCUGGAACUUUGUUUCCGCUUGCGGGAAACGGCGAAACUGGCGACUUUUAAACGAAGUUACGGAUUGUUUCAGUGAUGUGACCGGAUUUAAAAACAGAGAAAUGCGAACAAAGAGGACUUUUAGGAGCUGGUAACAACAGAUUCUCAGCAGUGCAGCUGGUAUUGACUGGAAAUAAAGAAACACCAAGAAUGGCUGACCUAAUCAACAAUACAAGUGAGGAGCUGUCAUUUUCACCUACUGGGUCAUCUGCAGAGCCACAAACAGCAGUAAGUAAAAAGCCAAAAGAACAUAACAGUUUGGAGGACAAAAGAAAGUUUACAGAUGAGGAGGAGGAGGAAGAAGAAGGAGAAGAAGAUGAAGAUGAUGAUGAUGAUGAUGAUGAUGUGACCAGCUCUGCUUUUCUGGAGCCAAGCACUUUACCGUGGUCGGCAGACAAAAACCGCAGAGCCCUCACAGACCAGGAUGAUGGAAUCUCGUCAGAAAAAGGAGGAUCGGAGCUUGAAGAGAGGGACACGGGGAUCAGCAGAGGGAGCCAGGACCUGUCAGAGGAGCAGAGCCAGGAAGAGGGCGAUGUGAAGAGCAAGACCAAAUGGAGGGAGAGCAUGCCCGAGGGGGAGAGGUGGAGGGACGAUGAGAUUAAGGUGAAGCAGGGUGAUAAAGAGGACGGCUCCCUCGCAGAUGAUGAGGACGAGGAAGAUGAGGAGGAAGACGAAGGGGGAUUAACGUGGGUCUCGGAAAAAUCAUCUCCGGGUUUCACGCCACAAGUCACGAUUUUGAAUCACUCCACGAAAGAGGUCCCCGAGGAGAGCGGGCAACUCAGAGAGAAGGAGGUGGAGCCGGAGAUGGAGCACGACUCCGUUGUAGAGGUUUACCAGGAGUGGACAACCAAUGACGACAAGUACUACCUGUGUGAGCAUAUCUGCAAGGAGAAACUGAGGGUGGUUUUGGCGAUGGUGGCUGCAGCAAUACUUUUCCCUUUCCUGGUGUGGGGUGGUUACGCCCUAAUACCUUUUGAUUCGCCAAAGCUUGAAAGCGCCCCCCUCAGGGUGUUGUACACACUACGCUGCGCAUUCUUUGCCAGCGUGCCCAUCCUGCUCGGCGUGGUGGUGCAGGGCCUCGCCCGGCUUCGUUACAGCGCGGUCAAGCCCCUCAUUCAGAGUAACCUGUUGAACAUAGAAGUGGCGGUGCACUGGCACUACGUCAACGAAUCGCUUGGCCUUUUCCUCUUCUACUUCCUCCAGCUUGCUGUCAUGGCAACCUACAUCAGCCAGGACCUCAUCAAACUGGUGCCGCUGCUCACCAUCGUAUUUGUUUUUGGCAGGCUGAUCUACUGGCUCUGCCUCUCCCUGGGCAGCAGCGCCAGAGGCUUCGGCUUCGGCUUCUCCUUCUUCCCCAUACUGGUCAUGCUGGGCACCAACCUCUACUUCGUGUGCUCGUCGAUGGGACAAGACGGCGUCUUUGAUGUGGCGCCGCCCACCUCGGCUCCUCCACCCAGGCAGCGCUGGUGGGGUUAAAAGGGCGUGGAGCGGAGAGAGACAAUGAAACCUGUAAUAUAUUUGCUCACAGACAGCUCGUUCUGUUCCGGGGGGGUUGAGAGGACGUUUGGUUAACCCCCCCCCCCCCGUUUUAAUAAAGAAGUCAUCUGCUGAUGAGAAAAUUACAAAAAUAUGUUUUAUGAUCAUUGAUCAGCAGUGUUGUGAACAUGUGGCUACUUCACCAGGUUGAUGUGAAGCAGCUGCAGCAGGAUGCUUUUUAAAAAAAAUAUUUUUGUAUAAUUUAGCCUUGAUGCAUCUCAUUAUACGAGGCUGUUAAUCAGUGACAUCAGAAAAGCUGAAUCAGUGCUUUCCCAGGAAUAGCGACUCCAGCACCCCAUCAGGAAAUAUGAUGCGGCGAUAAAUGUGAGAAAACGCUCAGAGUUCAUGAAAAGCUAAAGGAUUACAACUUGUCAGUGCGAAAUGUUUCCUCUGACCUCUUUCUGUUUACAAAGAAUUCAAACGUACGAGCUCCAGUUAUGCUGUGGGUGAAGAAAGUGACUUUAAAAAUGUUAAAAACCGGAGUGUCAAAAUCAUUUCCACUCACACGCCAAAAAGUGAACAAUCUACUCUAAAGUGGCUCAGACCCCUGAAACCGCUGCGUGAUAAUCUGGAGGGAAACCGUUAAUCAACCGUCCAAUCAUAAAACGGAUCACUCUGUACAGUUGUCUUUUUUUUUUUUUUUUUUUUCUUGUUUUUGAACUUAGCUUUGAGCAGGUGAUGAUGUAGACAAUACAUAGAUUUAACAUUUUGGACGCCCUCAUGAGACGAUCCGUUCUUAAUGACCUACAACUCUGUAGUCUCAUGUUUUCUGCUGAUGUAGUACUUUGUUUGUAUAUCUACUUGUUCUUUUUUCACUUGAGGUCAUAUUUGGUGGCUUAAACUUUAAAAUACACAAACUAAAACAAAAUAUCUGAACUCUCGACAUAAGAGGAGAAUUAAAAGAUUUUGAAAUCAUUGUCUUCCAUUUAUUUUAUUUUCACACUGCUGCUGCCAGCUGUGGCUUUUUAAACGUAAUAUUUAUAACUGUGCCUGUUAAAUGCACCUUUGUUUUGAUCAAAGGCUCUUCUUUGUUCAUAGCAGCACAAACUGAAAUCCUAUUUUUGGAUUGUCCUUUUUUAUGUGUGUGUGUCCAAAGGAUGUUUUGUGUUUACCACCCCCUCCUCUCAUGCUGUCAGUGGUAAAUAUGUAAAGAAAAUGUCAAUAUCUGGGCCCCUGAAUGAGUUCAAUAAAUCUUUAUUAUGAAACAUGA